UCUGUGUUCGUUAAUGAUCACCGGCGCACAUACAGACUACAGUUGGACACACCGGCUCCGACAGCAGCAAAGGUUUAGACAGAGUCCACCUGGAGUUAUCUUGGUCUUUUUCCUCCUUAAGCAGCCUGCGCGAGGCUGCAGCAGCACACAGUACAUUCAGUCUUUGGUUUAAUUAGACAAUCUUCUGUGACUGGCGGCUGUCUGUAGCUCAGAUGCUGGGAGACAAGGCUCACGGCGUGACUUUGAAGGUGAUGGAAUACACAUACGAUGAUGACCUGGAAGAGCUGUGUCCUGUGUGCGGAGACAAAGUGUCCGGAUACCACUACGGUCUGCUCACCUGCGAAAGCUGCAAGGGUUUCUUCAAGCGGACCGUGCAGAACAGCAAGAGGUACACAUGUGCGGAAAACCAGGAGUGUAAGAUAGACAAGACCCAGCGGAAGAGGUGUCCGUUCUGCCGCUUCCAAAAAUGCCUCAACGUAGGGAUGCGCCUUGAAGCUGUACGUGCAGAUCGCAUGCGUGGGGGGAGGAACAAGUUUGGCCCCAUGUACAAGAGAGACAGGGCCUUGAAGCAGCAGAAAAAGGCUUUGAUACGAUCCAACGGGUUCAAGCUGGAGACCUCGGCCCCCCCACCGGCCUCCCCUCUGCAGACUGACUACAGCUUUACUGGCCCCCUACAUGCUCUGCCCACCAUCUCUAAAAGUCUUCUGCCGUCCACCCCGAGCUCCAUCACCUCUACAGACUACGAGGCCAACCUCUAUGGACCUACGUCACUGGGCAUGGCCAUGCAGUCCCAUGUGCCCCUGACUCCCCAGUACCAGUACACAGCAUUCCCCAACAGGGCAAUUAAAGCUGAGUGCCCAGACUACACCAGCUCCCCCGAGUCCAUCACAGGAUACCCCUACCCAGAGGUCUACCCCUCAGCCUCUCCUCAGCCGCCCAGCCUGCCACCGCUGGUGCUGGAGCUGCUCCGCUGCGACCCAGACGAGUUGGUGGUGCAGAACAAGAUUGUGGCUCACCUGCAGCAGGAGCAGAACGGCAAGGGCCGGAUUGACAAGCCCAGCACCUUCAGCCUGAUGUGCCGCAUGGCGGAUCAGACCCUCUUCUCCAUCGUGGAAUGGGCUCGGAGCUGCAUCUUCUUCAAGGAAUUGAGGGUGGGAGAUCAAAUGAAGCUGCUUCACAACUGCUGGUCGGAACUCCUGGUCCUGGAUCACAUUUUCAGACAAGUUCAACAUGGAAAGGAAGACAGUAUCCUGCUGGUGACUGGCCAGGAGAUUGAAAUGUCCUCAAUUUUGUCACAAGGAGAGACAACACUGUCCAGUCUGGUCCAGAGAGGUCAGGAGCUUGCAGCGAGGCUGCGGGUGCUGCAGGUGGACCGCAGGGAGAUGGCCUGUCUCAAGUUCCUCCUUCUGUUCAACCCCAACGUAAAGCUGCUGGAGAACCAGGCCUUCGUUGAGGGCGUGCAGGAGCAGGUGAACGGGGCUCUGCUGGAGUACAUCCUGUCCACCUACCCUCAGUUUCAGGAGAAGUUCAGCCAGCUGGUGGUCCAGCUGCCUGACCUGCGCUCCCUCAGCACACAGGCUGAGGACUACCUGUGCUUCAUGCACCUGAGCGGAGAGGUGACCUGCAACAACCUGCUCAUUGAGAUGCUACACGCUAAGAGAGCGUGUGUGUGAACAAUACACACACACACCAACAUUCUACCACCAAGUGUUACAUUUCUGCAUGAGGAGGUGUGUGUGCGUGUGUGUGCAUGUGCCUGUGUGUGAGAAUGUGUAUGGGAAUGAAAAAUAAAAGGUGAAAAGGCUUCACACUGGGUCAUCUUUGUUAGGACUUUUCCUAAGGUUGAAAGACAAAAAGAUGUUUCAGAUGUUUGGAAUUUAAAGGUUUUGAAUGUUUCCAUCUUCAUAUCCUGCACAGCUACUUUAACAUGACCUUAAAACUGGAUUUUCUACUCUUAUUACAAACAUCUGAAAUUGGGUUUAUGAGGGAAGUCAGAAUAAACAUGAAUAACGCGUUAAACUUAUUGUACAUUCCACAGAGCUGCAGAGCUGAUGUCUGUUUGCAGCUUUGCAGUUACCUGUAAGUUCCCACUUCCUGAUGCCUCUGAGUUUCAGCUGGGAACUCCUCUGCUAACUGGCUGGAGGUCUGCCUGUUUUCCAGGCCUUUUCACAACACAUUUUGUUUCCUUCCUUCAGAAAUCGCAGUUGCCUGCAACAAUGUCUCCUAUAAGGAAGCUUGUUCUGGGUGCAAUGCGGAACAUAGAUUAUUUUAUUUAAGUAAAAAACAGACUUUAUAAUUGUUGUAAAAAAUAUAAAGCAUCAAGGACUUCAGAGAGGUGCUGAUCAUUGUGACAAUCAAAAAUGUAAAUGUCACACACCUUACUCCUGUGAGAAGUUUUUAAGCUUUAUAGAAUCUCAUCCCUUUUUACAGGCCUGGAGGCUGUAAAUUAAAUAUUUGCCAAAGUAGAAAAAAAAAACAAAAAAGAAAAAAAAAAAACUGAAGAUGGACUGUGUGACGUUUGUGUCCAAUUUUUAAACAUACUUUAAAAUAAGAUGCCACACUGGUCUAGUCAGACCAGGAAGGAAUGCACUUAAUAUCUUCAACUCUACAGGCAGCCUAAAUGUAAAAGCUUCAUCAUGUUCUGUAGAGUUGAGUUUUCAUCUAUUUAUUUAAAACAUUAUCUAUCCAAAACUUUUCUUAAUGGAAAACAUUCCUAUUGAACCAAACAUCAAAACGCAGACAAAGAAAAGUGAAAAAAGAGGAAGAAACUGGACACUAAUUAAAUAAAGCUAAGUUGAAGGAAAUUAAGAAAACAGUAAUGUUUGGUCAGAUAUAAAAACUAUGCGCUAGUCAAGAACAUAAAAUAGAAUUAUGAGCAAAUGUGAGGAGACAGAAGAUUAAAAAGGCAGCAGUUUAAAGAUGCGAACAGUAAAGACAGGUUGUGGAAAUGGGCAUCCUUCAGUUUUCCCUGACUGCACAGAUGGGUCGGGGUGAAGGGGGUUGUUUGGCCACAUAUUGACUCCUUCUUAUUUACACAGUUUAUUAAUUGAGUCCUGAAAGCAACUGGACCUCAGAAAUGAUGAUGUUUGAUGACACCAAAGCAAAGAUGGACUCUUCUGUGUGAACGUUGACUAAAUCUGGCUUCCUGUUUGCUUUACAGCAACAAAACGCAUUAAAAAGACUAAACAGCCAUGCCUCAGGGUGACCUCUGACCUUACCCACAUUCACUGCUCUCCUGAUGUCUGUACUUCUGUGAACAGUACACUUGUAGUUUCACAGAUCCUCAAGUAGAUUUAGAUCUGGGCUUUGACUGGGCCAUUCAAAGUCAUACAUGACAGUGCCAAUCCACUGCAGCUCUGGCUGUGACCUCAGCUGGGUUUCUUGCUGGGAGGAGAGGUUGAGCUUCAUUUGAUCAUGGUUUGUUUCUCCAGCAGUUUUUUUAAUGAGCUCCAUCCAUCUUCCAAAACACUCUACCUUAUCUUUCCCUGCUGAAGAAUACUAUACCAGUAUACCACUAGUUCUUCCAAAUUUAGCCCGUUUUUGUCAGCAGGUGACCUCAUCAUGACAAUAUAAUAGCUUUUUUUUAACCAAUCUCAUUAAUCUUUCUAUGUGGUUGGAGGAAUAGUUUAAAUUGGCACAUCAAAACAAACAGAAUAAAAAAUGAGUUUCCUGUAAGACAGAAGACUUGGCAGCAACACAUCCCCAUGACUACCAUCAGCUGGUGCUCACUGUUUUAUCACUGUCACAUACAGCAAUGUGUGGCCAUCUGUCCGGUUGCACUACUUUACUGAUUGACAAAGGGGUUUUAUGGUUUGUUUGAUCUGUUUGUAGAAUGACAAAAACAUUCAUCAUAUUUGAUGAUCCAGUUUUCAUCUGGGAUUUUUAUUCUGCCUUGGAGGAUGCAGCCAGGUAGCUGAUGGGAGGCUAGUUAGUCUCGAUAAAUUUGCACAACUUUGGUCUUUUCAAAACAAGGAAAUAAGUGAAAGAAAGUUGCAGAUUUUAUCGCUGUGAUCAUUACUCAUUAAAUGCACGGUUUGCACUGAUUGGAUUUAAGUUCCAGCACCAUCACUGGAACUCAGCGUCUCAGUUGCAAACUGAAAUUAAACAACAAUUAAACAGUGAGGCUGAACUUGUGAGCCCACGACCAGCCACGACCUUCCCUUCCCAAAAACCCUCCUCUGUUUGUGGAACUUACUCUGUUAAACUUGUGUUUUGUCCCACACUGGUCUCCUAAGUUGUGUUAAAAAAAGGAAAGAUAAAAAAAAAACAUUUAAAAGCACUCCAAUCAAAUCGACAGUGACAAUAUUUUCUGCUCCCGUCUGUCACCAGAGUCAGUGAAAACAAAGAAACACAGUGGUGUUUGUAUUAUUGUGCAGCUCAACUUUCUUACUGUUGCCAUGUCAGAUUAGUCCUUUUUUGCCAUUUCAAGAUAUUGUAGACAAUCAUUCCGUCUGCCUUAAUUCAGUGA
Xiphophorus couchianus (Monterrey platyfish) is the source of this 4468-nucleotide messenger RNA. Its product is annotated as steroidogenic factor 1. Gene Ontology annotation, biological process: hormone-mediated signaling pathway; tissue development; regulation of transcription by RNA polymerase II. Gene Ontology annotation, molecular function: zinc ion binding; RNA polymerase II cis-regulatory region sequence-specific DNA binding; nuclear receptor activity. NCBI's taxonomy places the organism in Eukaryota, Metazoa, Chordata, Actinopteri, Cyprinodontiformes, Poeciliidae. The record is from RefSeq and is a predicted model, not a curated record. Gene Ontology annotation, cellular component: RNA polymerase II transcription regulator complex. The transcript has 7 exons. Bases 213 to 1673 code for a protein of 486 amino acids.